This is a messenger RNA of Emericellopsis atlantica, 669 nucleotides long. RefSeq lists its product as uncharacterized. Gene Ontology annotation, biological process: protein stabilization; negative regulation of apoptotic process. The coding region runs from base 80 to 478 and encodes 132 amino acids. The transcript has a single exon. The record is from RefSeq and is a predicted model, not a curated record. Lineage: Eukaryota; Fungi; Ascomycota; Sordariomycetes; Hypocreales; Bionectriaceae.
ACAACCACCCAACAUCCACCCAACAUCCACCCAACAUCCACCCAACAUCCACCCAACAUCCACCCAACAUCCACCCAAAAUGACCGAAGCUCAGCCCCCCAACGUCGUCGAGGGCGCCACAACAGGCGACUUUGAAGACGAGCAGUCCCAGAAGCCCUCCUCCGCCGAAGACCGCAAGGCCGCCUCCGCUCUCGCCUCGCUCGACGCCGCCGCCCCCAACGACACAGGCAAGGCCGCGCAGAACGUCGACCAGGCCGCCGUCAACAAGGCCAUGGGCGGCGGCGGCGGCGGUGGUGGUGCCGGCGGCGCCUCCCGCAAGACCGCGGCUGCCGCCCCGAAGAAGAGUGUCAAGGUCGACGCCGCCGACGUUUCGUUGCUCGUCGACCAGCUCCUCCUCGCCAAGCCCAAGGCCACAGAGCUGCUCAAGGCGCACGACGGGGAUGCCGUCAAGGCCAUGAGGGCUUAUGUCGCAGCGUAGAUUCAAUACGAACCUAGCCCGCUGGAGGGUAUAGUAUUCAAUUGCCCUGGAUGUAUUCCCAGAAGGCUCGCCGAGCAUAAUAAAAUGAAGGUAUUAUCAAGCAUACCACAUCUGUUAUUGAGCAUACCCAGCGGGAGCUAAGUAUGGCGUGAGCUGCUGCAGCCCCUGUUUACAUGUAGCCGUAAAUCCAC